CAAUUGGGGACGACGACGCAAGCAUACGGCGAACCAUGGUACUGGGACAACCCGCUACGCCACGAAUCGGGACUCUUCGAUUGGUACCAGAAGUACCCUUCCUUGUCUCCUCUCAUUAAUCUCUACAUCCCUCAUCGCCACCAACGCAUCCUUGUCGUCGGCUGCGGCAACUCAGCAUUUAGUGAGGGAAUGAUCGAUGAUGGCUACGAGGAUGUUGUCAGCGUAGACAUAUCAUCUGUCGUGGUUGAAGCUAUGCAAAAGAAGUAUUCCAAUCGCCCGCAGCUCAAAUAUAUUAAAAUGGAUGUCCGCUCUAUGACUGAUUUUCAAGCUGCUUAUUUUGAUGCUGUUAUUGAUAAAGGAACUCUAGACUCUAUUUUGUGUGGGAAUAACUCACGGCAGAAUGCAACACAGAUGCUUGAGGAAGUUUGGAGGGUCCUCAAGGAAAAAGGAGUUUAUAUUCUGGUUACAUAUGGAGCUCCAGUUUACCGUCUACGCUUGUUGAAAGAAUCGUGCUCUUGGACUAUAAAACUUCAUGUCAUAGGUUGGUCUUAGUCCAUUUCUAGUUGUAUUAUGUCUGGUCUUGGUACAGCGGUACUAGUGAUCGUUCCUUUUUUGUCCUUAGAGUCGUUAAGAAGAUUGAACGCCUAUGAGCUUUUACUUCGGCAUGGUUUACCAUUUACUAUUUAUUAUUGCAUGUUGAAGUCUACCCUUACAUGCUCAAGUUUGUAGUUUGACUAAUCAAAGUCCAGGGCAGCAUUCGCUAUUUCCUCCCCAUGCCCAACCCACCCAAGUCCGACACAUUCUUUCUCUUCUUUUAUUUUCAGGCUAUUGUACCCUUAUUUCUAAUUGAGAAUUUGAUUCCCAAGCUUUUUCCUCUCUUUUCUUUUCAGGCUACUGUGUCCCAUAUUCCUAAUUGAGAAUUUGAUUCUUGAGUGAAGUGCAAGUUCUUUUCCUUCUCUUUUACGUUGCCCUAUUUUGCUAGUUUCAAAGUGUCUUUUGAUUUCUUCCUUUCGCCUUCUUUUUCCAAAAGGAGGAACAUUUAUAUCAUGUUUUCUUGCCCCAGAGGAACAUUUAAACUGUCUGUUCAUCUUGUAUCAGAAGAAAGCUCAUAAAAUGCUCUCAUAAUCUGGCUUGUCAUAUGCAGAGGAAACUUCUAUCAGAAGAAAGCUCAAAACUACCAGUGUGGGAACUGACCCAACCAGUUUCAUUAGAUGACGAUGGGGAGUUCAGCGGAAGCUGUACUUGGG
Messenger RNA from Carica papaya (papaya), 1247 nucleotides. The record is from RefSeq and is a predicted model, not a curated record. Lineage: Eukaryota; Viridiplantae; Streptophyta; Magnoliopsida; Brassicales; Caricaceae.